AUGGAUGAACCCUCACCCGACCGACUUGUGCACUUCUAUGACGAACUAACUGAGGCUCAGGCUGUUCUCAAAACAGAGGAGUAUCGGGCAUACCUCACAAAAUGGGGAGUAAGCGAAUCCGCGGCAGCAAACUACUGCGCCAGGUUUGACCCUAAACGAACUGGAUUUAUAAAACGAGAAGAUAUCUGUACAGCUCUCAACUGCUAUCCUAAUCCGCCCGCCAUUCUUCGCGAAGUCGAAAUUUUGACAACAGACAUGUCCGCAAAGAAAAGGGAAUCCAUUCUUCUUUUGAUCCUUGACGGUACCCAUAAGAAGAAGUCGAAGCAAGAUAGACUGCAGGAAAUCAAGGAACGCAUUGAGCGUGUUUACGGUUCUGGUUGGAACGUCUUCAUGGCCGAUGGUCGCUACUGGUCCGUCUGUUCUCACAAACCUGGCACCAACCUCGUCUUUGUGCACAAAGGCAUGGUGUACGGCGUUCAUCAGACCCCCGCCCCCGAAGAGGCUGAAAGGGAUAACUGCAGUGUGGCACACUAG
This is a messenger RNA of Dibothriocephalus latus, 534 nucleotides long. NCBI's taxonomy places the organism in Eukaryota, Metazoa, Platyhelminthes, Cestoda, Diphyllobothriidea, Diphyllobothriidae. The record is from the annotation of a GenBank genome assembly.